Strongyloides ratti is the source of this 3030-nucleotide messenger RNA. Its product is annotated as Protein SDA1 homolog. The record is from RefSeq and is a predicted model, not a curated record. The coding region runs from base 1 to 3030 and encodes 1009 amino acids. Gene Ontology annotation, biological process: ribosomal large subunit export from nucleus; ribosomal large subunit biogenesis; generation of catalytic spliceosome for second transesterification step. Lineage: Eukaryota; Metazoa; Nematoda; Chromadorea; Rhabditida; Strongyloididae. The transcript is spliced from 4 exons. Gene Ontology annotation, cellular component: nucleolus.
AUGGAAACGAUAGAAGAUGCUGAAAUUGUUAAAGUAACCAAUUUGGAUUACAACCUAACACUUCUUCAGGAAAAGGUAAAAAAAGAUCCAGAAUCGUAUAGACAAGAAUUUUCUGAACAAUUUGAACAUUUUAAACAGAAUAUGAAAUUACUUAACAUACAACCUACACAACAUAGAAUGAAUUUGCAACCUAUUCUUGAAUUAGUGGUGUUUUUAUCUAAAACAGCUAUAUAUUAUAAAAGUGAUGCCGAAGAAUUUGGUCGAUUAAUGGUAGAUAUAUUGACUGAUCAAGGUCCAGCAUUACAUCAUCAUAUUAGAGAAUCAUUUUGUGAAUCACUUUUAUCACUUAGAAAUAGAAAACAUUUAGAUACAAUUGAACUCCUCCAGUUAUUUUUUGAAUUAUGUAAAAUUGAAGAUAAAAAUCUUAGAAAAUUUAUUUCAACCGCUAUUGUUUCGAUAAUUAAAAAAUUAUCAAAAUCAAAUGAUGAUUUAAAACUUAAAACUAAAAUGCAAGUAUUUCUUUUUGCCAAAUUAAAAGAUUCAAGAGCAGUUGUUGCACGCCUUGCACAAAUGGUAUUAAUUAAUGUAUUUAGAAGAGGUUUUUGGAAAGAUAGUAAAACAGCUAAUGCUAUUGGAGAAUGUGUAUUUCAUAGAAUUCCUAAAAUUCAAGUAUCAGGAAUGAAAUUUUUCCUUGGAACUACAAAAGAUGAAGAAGGUGUAGCUGAAGAUACUGAUAGUGAAGAUGAUGAAGCUCAAACUACAAAAACUCUUAAAGAAGUUAUGUGUGCUUUUAGAGCUUCUAAAAAAACAAGAAAGAAGGAAAAAAUGUUUGAAAAAGCUAAAAAAACAAUUUCAAAAGAUAAGAAAGAAAAAAAAGAAGGUAAAAGUAAAUUUUGUAAUCUUUAUGCAAUUCAAUGCCUUUAUGAUCCACAACAAUUUGUUGAUAGAAUUUUUAAGAUGCUUGAAUCGGGAAAAAAUGAAAAAUUUGAAGUCCGAGUUAUUAGAAUGGCUCUUUGUGCCCGUAUUAUUGGUGUCCAUAAACUUCAAACAUUAGGAUUUUACAGUUUCCUUCAUAGAUAUUUAAAUCCCAAACAAAAAGAAGUUACCAGAAUUUUAUUGUAUGCUGCUCAAGCUUGUCAUGAUCUUGUUCCACCAGAUCUUGUCGAAAAUCUUGUUAAAGUAAUUGCCAAUAAUUUCGUAACUGAUAAAGCAUCAACUGAAGCUAUUGUUGUAGGAUUAAAUACUAUACGUGAGAUAUAUUCUAAUUGUCCCCAUGCGGCUGAUGCUGAUCUUGUACAAGAUUUAGUACAAUAUAGAUCAUAUAAAAACAAAAAUGUAGCUAUGGCUUCAAAAGGAAUAGUUACUUUAUUUAGAGAAAUUAAUCCUUCUAUAUUACAUAGAAAAGAUAGAGGUAGACCAACAGAAAAAAGUGCAGAUAUUGAUGAGGCUGAACUUGAAUUUGGUUCUUUAAAAGCUAAAACAUUUAUCCCUGGUGCCGAAAUUUUGUAUGGUGUUGAAGAAGGCAUGGAAAUGGAAGAUAUAGAUAGUGAUGCUAGUGAAGAUUGGUUAGAUUUGGAUGUUGAUGAUAAAAAUGAAUCAACUAAUACUGAAAAAAAUGUUAAUGUAAAUAAUAAUGAGGAAGAAGAAGAAGAAGAAUUGAGUGGCGAGGAAGACGAUGUAAGUGGAGAAGAAGAUGAAAUUGAAGUAUACGAUGAAGAAGACGAGGCGGAUGAUGAAGAAGAAGAAGAUCUUUCUGAUAGUGAAGAUGUAAAAAAAGACGACCAAAACAAAGAAAAGGAAGUUAAAUUAGAUGAACUAGAUCCACAAGAAAGAAUUGCUAAAGCUCAGGAAAUAUCUGAAAAUCGUAUUUUUACAGAUGCCGAUUUUAAACGUAUUCGUGUUCAUCAGUAUCGAAAAGCUAUAAUGAACAAACGUGGUACAAAACGUAAACAAACAAAUGCUGAUGUACAAAUUGAAGAAGAGUUUGAAGAAAAGAAAAUUAGAAGAGAAGAAGGUGAUGGACUUCCUAGACUUAACGAUAUUGAACAUUUCCAUAAAAAGAUUAAGAAACAAUCUAAAGAAGAACGUCUAGCCCAGGUAAAGGAAGGACGAGAAGGUCGCGAAGAAUAUGGUAAAAAAGUAAAAACUGGAGAACAUGUUGGAAGAACAAACCGUGAACUUGCUAAAAAGAAAAAUUUCUCAAUGAUUAAACAAAAAUAUAUAAAAAUGGCUCGUAAUUCGGAGAAAGCACAAACAACAUUAGCGAGGUGGCUGAAAUUUAAAGAAUUAGAAGAACGUGGUCCAAUUUCAAAGAGGCCUGCUAAUGUUAAAGAUUGUACAAAUGUUCAAGAUGCUGAAAGAUUUUUAGGUGAAGUAAGUAGAGAAAUUACAAAAAAUGUUACUUUAAUUCAAAACCCAGGAUUAGGUGAAGGAAGAAUAAGAGAUUUAAAUGAUGAAAUUAAUAAAUUAAUUAAAAUUAAAGAAGCAUGGGAGAAGAGAAUUCGUGAUCUUGGAGGUCCUGAUCAUAGGCGGCUUCGCGGAAAUAUUGAAUCUACUGGUGCUGGUUUAGCAUCUAACAGAGGUUAUAAAUAUUUUGGUGCAGCAAAAGAUUUACCUGGUGUUAGGGAAUUAUUUGCAAAAGAGGCAGACAAUAAACAUGAAAAAGAUUUUAAGAAAGAUAAUUAUGUAAGAAAUCCUGGUGCAGUAUAUUUUGGGCUGUUGGAUGAUGAUAAUGAAAAGUUAAUUGAACUAGAAAAAAUAGAAGAAGAGAUAGCUAAGCAAAAAAUAGAGGAGGAAUGGAAAGUAAGGAAUUCUGUUAUGAAUAAAUCUCAUGAAUUUUUUAAAAAUGCUUUUUAUAUGGAUGGCGAUUAUAAUUCUGUUAUCAAAGAAAUGGAAACAGAAGACUUUAUUGACGAUUUUAUGAAUAAUACUAAGAUUAAAAGAUUUGUCGUUCCUAAUCAGGAAGAGAUGACAACAUUACUUGUUGAAGCAAAAAGGAAGCAGCUUUUUGAAAAACUUUUUGGUGCUUAA